Macrobrachium nipponense is the source of this 6924-nucleotide messenger RNA. Its product is annotated as WD repeat domain phosphoinositide-interacting protein 2-like. The record is from RefSeq and is a predicted model, not a curated record. Gene Ontology annotation, biological process: protein lipidation; autophagy of mitochondrion; protein localization to phagophore assembly site. NCBI's taxonomy places the organism in Eukaryota, Metazoa, Arthropoda, Malacostraca, Decapoda, Palaemonidae. The transcript has 10 exons. The annotation marks the transcript as partial. Gene Ontology annotation, molecular function: phosphatidylinositol-3,5-bisphosphate binding; protein binding; phosphatidylinositol-3-phosphate binding. Gene Ontology annotation, cellular component: extrinsic component of membrane; cytosol; phagophore assembly site membrane.
AAUGUAUGCACAUGCUGUAACUUUCUUAAUGUUUACCCCUUAAAUUUUCAUUAUCUCUGUUUCAGAUCCUUAGGAGUUGGGACAAAAGUUGGUUAUAAAUUAUUUUCCCUUAACACUGUAGAUAAAGUUGAGCAGAUAUGUGAUAAUGUAAAUGAAGAUACGUGCAUUGUUGAGCGACUCUUCUCCAGCAGCUUAGUGGCCAUAGUUAGUUUAUCGUCGCCACGCAAACUCAAAGUUUGCCAUUUUAAGAAGAGUUCAGAGAUAUGCAACUAUAGUUACCCCAACACCAUCUUGGCUGUGAAGCUAAAUCGAGCUAGGUUAGUGGUGUGUUUGGAGGAAUCGUUGUACAUUCAUAAUAUACGUGACAUGAAAGUACUUCAUACCAUCAGGGACACGCCACCUAAUCCAACAGGCCUUUGCGCCUUAUCUAUUUCAAAUGACAAUUGUUAUCUUGCAUAUCCAGGAUCGAAUACUAUUGGUCAAGUCCAGAUCUUUGAUGCUCAAAAUUUGCAAGCUAAAACAAUGAUUCCAGCUCAUGACAGUCCAUUAGCUGCCAUUGCCUUUAAUGCCUCAGGUACGAAGAUUGCCACAGCUUCAGAAAAAGGAACAGUCAUUAGGGUAUUCAACAUCACUGAUGGCGCUCGGUUGCAUGAGCUUCGAAGAGGAAUGAAGCGAUGUGCUACAAUUUUCUCUUUAGCGUUCUCACCAGACUCUCUCUUCCUUAUUUCAUCGUCAAAUACAGAAACCGUACAUAUAUUCAAAUUAGAAGAAGUGAAAGACACGCAAAGAGUGGUAGUUGAAGAACAGCAAGGCCUCAUGGGGUGGAUGAGUAAGGCUGUGACGGCAUCUGCGAGUUACCUACCUGCUCCUGUCACAGACAUGUUAAGUCAGGGCAGAGCCUUUGCAACCAUCACUCUACCUUUUCAGGGAGUUCGGAAUGUUUGUGCCAUUACCACGAUCCAAAAACAACCAAGAGUGGUGGUAGCAUCUACAGAUGGAUACCUGUACAUCUACAAUCUUAAUGUUGUCGAAGGUGGUGAUUGUACUCUACUAAAACAACAUAGGCUUGAUGGAAGUGGUGAAAGUUGCACUCCAAGCAGCGAAAGUAGUGCAAUACCUGGACCUUAUCCUGGGGCUGCUAAGAAAACAGAACCAGUGAACACGACGGGAAGCAGCUAUGCGGGAGUGGUGAGGGGGCCUUCUGCUGGAGUCAUGACAGGUAGUACAUCAGCUGACAUGCUUCCAUCACUCAACCAGGAUUCAGACAAGAUGAAUGAAAUGGCAGCUGCUUGUGAAUCUCCUCCAAAGAGUGUCCUUAAGUUCGAUGAUGAGAAAGAGUUCCCACCAGUGUGAGCAAAUUUUUUUGUUUAGUAAAUAAAAAAAAUAUCUUUUAUAUUAUUAUUUUGGCCCUUUAUUGGUCAGAAUUUGGUUAACCUGAAGCACGGAAGUUUCUUUUGUAUUUUCUGAAUAGCAUUUAGGAUUUUUAAGGUAUGUAUUUUGACUGUUGGCUAUUCCUUUGUACAUUUGUAAUAUUGUGAUAAAGCCUUCCUAACAGAGGAAAUAUAUGUAAUAUUAGUAAUUAUAUUCACAGUAGAAUAAGACUGGCACUCAUGAUUUUAUAUUUUUUUCUUUACAUUUUUUCCAUAACAUCAGAAUGUUUGCAUUCAUUCAGAUUACAGAAAUAGCAAUGCAAGGUGACAUACUGGGAAGGAUUGCUCAAGUAUAGGUACUGAAAAUUUGCACACCUCGUGCUUUGUGAAAGGAUGUAAAUUAAGGUUUUUUUCAUUUUUUUUUACUAGGACAUACACAAGUCACAGGUAUAAAAAAUGUCUGUUAUUUAAAAAUAAACAUUGAAAACUUAAAGGGCUGUAGUGGCAUACUCAUUUGACAAUCAGCUUGUAGUAUUACAUGCUGUCAUACUUUGUAAAUUAUUCAUUGAUAAAGUUGAAAGUUCCCAUUUUACUGACUGGUUAAAAUAAGAAGAUACUUUAGAUGGCCUAACUAUACCAACAGUGAUUGUCAUUAUUAGAUAUUACUGUGAAAGCCAAGAUUCAAAAGUUGAUAUAUUUAUAAAAAAAAAAAAUUGUUGUUUUUACAGUAAAACAUGUUUCUGGUAUGAACCCAUUUAUCAUCAAUAGUCUUACUCUAUGGAAAUGGCUCUCAGUCACACUAACUUAAUAUAUCUUGAAAGAAGAAAGAUUUGAAUGCACAUGCCAAGCUAACUCUCCAAUGGCCAGGAAGGCAAGACAUCAUUCCUCCAAGGUAACUUUUCUCAAAGAGUUGGGAAGUACUGAAGGUUCGUGAUUAUGGAUCUGUAAAUUUUGUUCUGACAAACCUAUUCAUAAGAAAGUAGCCAGAAUCAUAAUUUAGGAAGAAGCGAUGAUGAGGAGUCUUGGAGGAGAUAAGUAGACCAACAUUUAAGAAGUCCAAUCCCUUUUCUAAGGACAGGCAGUAGGGCAGUAAUUGAAUCAUUCAGUAUUAUGGCAUUUCUGUAAAGUAAUCGAUUUGCCAUGGAAAACAAUCCCAACAUGGUACUCCCUCCAUGUGUUCAGGCGCAAAGGUAGAAUUUAAAUGAACACAUGCCUCCAUGUGUGCCAUGGCCAUGAAGGGUGAGUAUGUAAAGGAGGAAAAUGAUGGACUCAAAUCCUAUCAGAUGGUUUAAUAUGACACAGCAACAAUUAAUUCUAAGAACAAACAUUUAUUCAUAACACACAGGUAGGAUAUUGCAAAGAUGUGCUGACAGCUCCUAAGUGCCAGAUCUAAGGAUGGCCGAGAGCUCCAACUUAAAACCUAGGGAAAGAAAGAAAGAAAAAGUUAUUUAAUCUGGCAUGAAAACUUCAAAGGCCAGUGAUACUUAUAAGGCUAUGUAAUGUAAACUCUUCAUAUAAAAAAACACUUUUAAGGUAAUAAAAAUAAAAAAGUAUAUAAAAUCAGUCUUUUACAGAAGGCCAAUUUCUGAAGUUUAUUGAAAAAUGUGCAGGAGUUCUAGUAAGGUUCCAAAGAUUGGGAAAUUCAGCUACUUCUAAAGUCCUAAGUAUUGGUUCAUUCAAUUAACAAGUGCUUACCUGUCAAAGGGAUUAAGCAGCCAUCAUAUUAUAACUGAGACAACCAUGUAUGUGGUGUAAUGAAAUGAAGAGUUGGAAGAUUACCACUUCAGGUUUUGGAUGCAUAACAUUUAUACAUCCACAUUAGAGCACAAAAGAAGACCACUGAUUGAGGGACCAGUCCACACACACUGAGCAAGUUUGCUGAUGGAUAUAUUUCUGGGCCUUACGUUGAAGGGCAUUUCAAAUUUGGGUCUUCAUCCACAGAUGACAUGCAAGAGCUACUAGACUUACCCUCUGAGCCACACAAAUAUGUUGAGUCAUUAGUAAGGUAAAUAGUAUAUUUAGGAUGGAAAUAUUAAUCACAGUAUAAUAAAAUAAAGUACAAAAUAAUCUAAUAUUAAGCUCAGCAAAAAUAGUACUGUACCAAUAAUGAAAUGCUGAGACAGAAAUAGAGAACUGAUGGUAACCAUACUUUAAAAUGGUCAACAAAGAUUAAGGAAAAUAAAGUAACCAAGUAAUUUGUUGUCAUGGCUGCUUUGAACAAAAUAAAUAAAAAAAAAAAUCCAUGACUUGGGAAAUUACUGAAAAUACUACAUAUAGUAAUAAAGCUCUGGCAGAUGCACUAUCAACUCCAAGGUCAAAUCAAUUUUUGGAAAAUUAGGCUGUCAAGCCAAGCACUGGGACAUUCUGCCACUGAGCACUUCAGACAGUAAAAAGAGGGAAUUAGAAUGACUGGACAUCAAGCUACGAAGAUUCAGAAGUAAUAGAGUUUAAACAGCAAGAUGGAAAAAAGAAGUUGGAGUGGAGGUAGAACAAAGGCUAAAAAGUGAGUGAAGCUAAGGGCAGAGAAGAUGCUGCAACACCCUCAUUUUAAUGCCCACAAUGCAAUACUGAGAUACACAGAUGUCAUUACCCCCUACUGUGGACUGGUAGGUAAAAAGUUCUAAAUUAAUUGCACAAUACAGCAAGGUGAAGCAAGUUAACUCAUUUACAACCAUGCACAACACAUCCAGGUGAAGCAAGUUAAGUAAAAAAUUUUUGAUUAAAAUCAAAUGAAUGGCAUGUCAAAGUAUUGCUAUUGAUAAUCCUGGAAAGCAGAGCUGGUCUCAUUUGUCUUGUAAAGGAAUAAUGCCUUGCUUCCUGGACUUUUAAAGUGUGUGCUAGACAUGUGCAGUGGACCUUUCAAGAUUCAUCCUACCACCAAGUAGAUGUGUCUAGGGCAGUUUGUAGAGUAACUAUGGGUGAUUAGUAUGUUUGAAAACCAAAUUUGUAUUAAAUGGUAAUAGGGAGAUGCAUAGAUCAUUUCACAUACCCAGUUGUAUUAUAAAGCAAAAGAAAUUAUUUUAAUAUAGCUGUUCCAUAUUCAUAGUUUGGUUGAAUACUUUGACUGAGCAGCUGUAUAAAAUUGCAUUACAAUAGCAAUUUUAAGAACUCAGUGUUGUUGAAAUUUUAUUUCUGAAGAGUUUAGCAUGUCUUAUUAAAGCUAGAUAUUUUUAGAAUUUGGCUUCAAUGGCUUUGUUACAGUGGGAUUGGAUAGCAAUGUACCUUUCAUGUAAAUGUGCAUUUAUAUUAAGAAAGCAUCAUUUAUACUUCUAAACCUUUUGUAUUUCAAUUACAUUUUGUGUAUAUUAGUAUGAUUAUGGCUUGGCAUAAUUACGUAAUGGAAUUGUUAAAUCUGUUUGCUUAUUGUGUACAAAAAUGCUUUUUAUUCUGUAUAUUGUACAGUGUAUCAUGAUGAAAUAUUUGAGAUAAAGUUUAACUUCCAAAGCAUUGUUUUAUUUAUAUGUACUGAGGCAGACUUUUCUGGCAUGAAAAGUUGCCAAAUUAAAUUCUUCCCACAAAAAUUUCAUGUAAAUUGGCCCAAUGAAUUGCAAUAAGAUGAUUACUUUAAAUGGGGUAUACUUUUAUUACAUCAAUAUUGCUAGAGAUAGCUAUCGAUGAAAAUUCAGAUAGCUACAACCAUAUAACCUAUAUAAUCUGAUGAUUAUAUGUGUACUAGUAUUGUUGUAAGACAGUACAGUAUGGUAUAAAGUUGCAAGCCAAGAUUAAGACUGAGAAUUUUAAUUCUAUCUACUGCACAAAAACAACAAUGUACAGAUUGUGACCUAUAUGUUUUGGUGAUUAAAAGAUUUAAUAAACAUCCUAAAGGCUGUGAAUGUACAUAUGUGGUUGUAAAUUUAUGCAUUCAUGGCUAUACAAACUGAAAAUAGGUAGUGGAGCCUUGUACGUAUAGAAAUUUUAAAUUAAAUGCCUGGUAUGUUAUAACCACAUUCCAGUAGUAUUAACUAAAUCAUAACAUUAACUUAUCUGUAGAGGUGUUAAUCCUCGUAAUCUACUAGUACCAUGGUGCAGUAAUAAAACAUUGGGAUUUUUAAUAAAUGCCUUUUAUUGUAAGGCGGUCAUGAUGACAUGCACACCUUUCCAAAGUUCCUGAUUUAAAUUAUUUAAGAACAUUGCAACAUCAUUACCUUUUUAACAAAUGCCAUACUGACCUAGAAAUUUUACAAGAAUAACAGAAGUUAUUCAUCAUUAUAAGCUUGACAAAAUAUUUACAAGACUUAUAGUAUAUUUCUCUUGGUUCGUGUUUGAAAGUUAGGAAAUAUAGUUAAACUCAACUUGUUUAUAGUCUUUUAAGAACAUAUCAAAUUUUUUACGAGUUCUAUUUACUGUAAUGCAUUCUUCAUUUUAAAGUACUACACCUGUACUGUGAUCACUUCCACGUGUGCUCCCUUGUAGAUUACCAUACACACUUUUAAUGAUUCUAAGCAACUUUUUUACUUUGACAAACUUUCAAAGAACACCAUUUCUAGUGUGUUCAAGACCUAUGUGUAUAGUAUUUACAUAUUUUUGUAUUGUGAAAACUGGGGAGUACAAUGUUGAACAUUUUAUGUCAUUUGAACUGAGGUGUGCAUGCAUAGACUUCAACAUUACAAACCUGUACAUCCAUUAAAUUAUAGCAGCAAUACAAAUCCUUACUUUUGGCUUGCAAAGCCUGAUUGAAUAAAUAAUUGCUAAUCAAACAGCAUUCCAUCUUAACAAAAUGUCCUGAAGUGAUAAUGUAAGAAUUUUUUUUAUACUGACUUUUAAACUUUUCCUCACAGUAACUAAUUUAAUUAUCUAUCAUUGGCAUUUGGUGAAAGCUGUCUUUAAUUAGUAGGGUUCAUGCUUAACCUUAAACUGUAAUCAAAUUUAUGUAUGAUGGGAGGCAGAAUGUUAUGCCUGCUAAAAAUACCCAGUGUCUAUAAGGGAUAAAAUACCCUUCUUUCAAGUUUAUAAGGAUUGGGAAAUUCUCGGUAUAUGUACAUAAAAUGCUACUAAAUACAGGACUAGCCAUAUCCUGCAUUUUAAAAUUUGUAGCUUGAUGUUUACAGUGUCUUGUAAAGUAUGCCACUCAAAUAUAUGUUCAGUAUAGCAUAUAUAAAAUGCCAAUAGUAUUUGUUUUAAACAACUAUAAUAGUUUCCGUACUUUUUGUAAAUAUUAAUUAUAUGGAUCCUCUGUUGAACCAACUUACUCUCCCAAUAGUUACUAGUGAUAAAAUCACUUUCAGGUAACUUGUCUUACCAUGAAUAUUAUUUAUGUACUGUACUUUGUCAUAUAUUAAAACUCAGAUGUAAUUUGUUUUCAUUUUUUGAAAGCAACAAUACCAAUCAUACUAAUUGGCAGACUACUUUCAUUUUGGGCAUUUUUUUGCACUGUUCUGGAGAUAUGUUAGUGUUUCAACUUCAUUAAUCUACUGUUAAUGACAUUUCAGUUACUUUUAUUAGCUCUUUCCCAGUGUGUAUAUAGGCAAGCUUAUAGAUUUGGAUUUUGUAUUUCACAUGUGAAUGUGAAAAAAAUGUUAUGAUCUAUCGUCUACUUAAGUUCAACUUGCAUUUC